Molecule: messenger RNA, 1710 nt
Organism: Didymodactylos carnosus
Lineage: Eukaryota; Metazoa; Rotifera; Eurotatoria; Philodinida; Philodinidae
Source: the annotation of a GenBank genome assembly
AUGUUUCAGACACUGAGAAUGGAAAUGCUAACAACAACAGCGAGUGCCGCUAAUUUGCAGAUAUCACAAGUGAUCAAUGAAUCUUACAAUAUUCACGAGCAACCAUCAGUAAAACUAUCCAAAGAUUUAAUAUCGUCAUAUUAUACUGUAAUCAAGAACAUAAAAAUUUUGGCAACCACAAAUAGAAUCGAUAGUAAACAAGAAGAAGACCACUCUGCGUUAAUGUUCAAUAAUGAGUGGCAAAAAUUGGAUAUGUUAGAACUUCAACAUGAUCAUAACAGUUUGAAGCAAAAGCAUGAUGUAUUGAACCAACAACUGACAGACGUAAAGGCACACCUUGAACGUACUCAGGCAGAGCGAGAUCAGCUCAGAAAUCAAAAUAUUAAUUUAACUAGAGAAAAUGAUCAAAUAAAAAAUGGAAUCACUGAUAUAUCGAAUAAUAAUCAGCAGUUAUCAUUUAAUACCGUCGUCAUUAAUAAUAAUAUAAAAAAUCCACCAACAACGUGCCGUAAUCUGACUGUAAUCGACGAAGUUUCACGUCUGACCCCGCGCACUAUAAGUAGUGAUCAAGCAAAAGCGUUUAUCGGUGAAAUUAAUCGUCGGAGAACUGCACUGAUAGCUGAUGAUCUUAGGAGAUCCAUUUGUGGAUCAUUGAAGCAUCUGGGCUCUGACCUCUAUAGUUCGUCAGCGCACUUUUUACACGAAUUAAUUCAGAAUGCCGAAGAUAAUGACUACGAUCAUUCAGUUAUCCCUAAACUACGAAUUGAGCUGAGUAAGGCAUAUAUAUUGUUGUCAAAUAAUGAAAAGGGUCUACGAGCAAACGAUGUAAUGGCUCUGUGCAGUCUUGCUGUUAGCACUAAACAAAUUGGAAAACAUAUUGGACAAAAAGGUCUUGGUUUUAAAUCAGUAUAUUUAGCUACGAAUAAACCAGCGAUUAUCUCUCAACCAUGGCAGUUUUACUUUCAAGUACCAGAUGCUGAUGAAAUGUCUUAUAUUACUCCAUGGUGGCUGGAUUCACCGCUGUCAGAGAAUGUUCAGAUGAUAAUUUCGUCUUGUCCAUUAGAUACUCAUAUAUAUUUACCAUUGAAAUUUCAACACAACACAUCCGCUUUAAACAACUUUUUAAUCGAUAUUUCUCGAGCAAUUGAUCCGUAUAUUUUAUUAAAUAUAAACAAAUUGAUGCACUUAGAAAUCAAAGAUAAUACGAAAAAGCAAUCAAGAUUUAUCGAAAAACGAGUACAAAAUGCUGAUGAAACAGUACUUAAACGAACUAAAGCAACAUUUGAAAAUUUUGGAUUUUACAAUUUAAAUUGUUCUGUUGUCGAAUUGCAUACACAUUCAACCACAACAAAAAUAAAAAAAUGUGUAAAAUUUCGUGUAUAUACAUGUGAAAUUGAAAUACCAUCAUCAAUUCAAGAGAACGAUAAACAAACAACAUUGACAUUAUCAUUCCCAUUCGUUGACAAUAACGAAGAAUUAACUACACGAAGAAAAAAAAACCGUGAAACUCAUGACGGUUUUUAUACACGGUUUCUCGCAGUCAGUUUGGCACGGUUUUUUUUCUCGAUUUUAGUUGUUCAUGCUUUUGUUUCCUAUGGUUCCAAUAUGACAGUUUUGCUUUGACGGUUUUAAAACUUUUAGAAAAACCGUCCAGGUAAAACUAUGCAAGUAAAACCGUCUACUUUGAAAGGGAAGAAAAAAAGAACAGCU